This is a messenger RNA of Zerene cesonia (dogface butterfly), 633 nucleotides long. It is a transcript of the gene EMRE, whose product is annotated as essential MCU regulator, mitochondrial. Lineage: Eukaryota; Metazoa; Arthropoda; Insecta; Lepidoptera; Pieridae. Gene Ontology annotation, biological process: calcium import into the mitochondrion; mitochondrial calcium ion homeostasis. The record is from RefSeq and is a predicted model, not a curated record. Bases 319 to 585 code for a protein of 88 amino acids. The transcript has a single exon. Gene Ontology annotation, cellular component: uniplex complex; mitochondrial inner membrane.
UUAACGCAAAUUUUCUAAUUAAGCUACUUAACCGGUCACAAUAAUAACUUGGUUCAAAGUUGAAUAUGAUUAAUCGAUUUUACAUUUUUAUCUACGUUGAAAUAUGGUGCGACUAUUAUGGAGUACCUAGUUUUUAAUCCAAAGAGUAGUAUGAUAAUACAGUUUACGUAGUAACUAGUUCUUAAUCUGUGAAUACAGUUUUAAUCUGUAGGUGUGACAUCUGACAGCAUCAAAGUCAAGAACGGACUGCCUCUGUUAAAAAAGCUAAUUAUUUAGGAAUUUCCUCAUUUUAAAACUUGAGAAAAUAAAAUAAUCAAAAUGUAUUUGAGGCGAUUUACACGUUUUGCUUUACAAAACGAUGUUAAUUUCAGAAAAUAUAUCAUAAUACCGAAGCGAUCGGCAACAACAACACCUAGUGGAGCUAUACUUCCAGAACCCGAGAAAACUCCUUUUGGCCUUUUGAGUAUUGUAUGCGCAGUGAUUCCAGGGCUACUCAUUGGCGCGGCCAUCAGCAAGAAUAUUGCUAACUUCUUAGAAGAAAAUGAAUUGUUCGUACCAUCUGAUGACGAUGAUGACGAUGACUAGAUAAGUUUAAGUAUCAUUAAUUACUAAUAUUUUGUUACGAAUCUCUUC